UUUAACAAGCCAGACGUACUGUGUGCUUCGUUGAGUCAUGUUCCGCCAGCAUAAUACUCGGCACAGAUAUUUGAUCAUCUCCGGAUAUUGAUGAUCCCGAGCUAUCUAUAUCAAAGAGCUAUUCUGUAUACAGAAAAAUCUUCCCGCGCACAAGGCAGCACAAUGAAAUGGCAGAUUGUCUACGUCACUCUGUUACUCGCAUGCAGGCUGUUAAGUAUCGUGAAAUGUUCAAGCUGCGAAGACAACCUGAAAAAACGUGUUUACUGCACUAAACGCGGUUUCGUACGCCAAAACAUGUGCCCCCGUGUCGCAUAUUUGUCCUGCAGCCCCGGGACAUGGCCGUGCGCGUGCAAUGAAACGCUCUACAGGAGUUCAGAUGGAGCCUGUGUCCCACUAAAAAAGUGUGAUCCAAUAUAUAGUACGCGGAAGCCGAGAACUACAAAGUUCCCGCGCGGUACUUAUAUUCCAGGAGGAGCCGUGAAGGUUCUUCAAAACUGGAAAAGACUUGUGCGAGUUGCAACAUCAACAAAGCGAUGGCUUGGAAAUGACUGCUUCUGUAUGGACUCAGAUCACGUUGCUGAUUUUCCACCCCGAAAUGUCGUCCGCACGGUAUCGUGCAAAAUGUACAGUAAAUUUGGGAAAUUCAACAGCGCAAUGGUGAAACUUACUGCACAAAUUAUGUUCGAGCUUGACGUCGAAGAUGGCGUCACAUGUAUUUCACCUAAGAAGAUACAAAUCCGCUACCAGUAGAAUUCCGUUCGAGAUUCCAAAGAAAUUGAAUGUGCUUUAUGCCAAUGGUGAUUGCAUUGUGUUACAGUUCACUGGAACAAAGAAGGACCAAGAAAUAUGCUCACUUUGGGGGCCACAGAACGCAAGCGGAGUAAACGAGCAAGUCUGCUUUGAUACCUUCAACAGAGAUUGCCCAGGCGAAAAAACUAUAUCAUAUCUGCACCAUCGUGAUCGCUGCAACCUACAUGACAAGCUGGCUCAAACAUAUGGCAAAAAAGGUGGCAGCAAAUAAACAAGGUACCCUAAA
Messenger RNA from Dermacentor silvarum, 1036 nucleotides. RefSeq lists its product as uncharacterized. The record is from RefSeq and is a predicted model, not a curated record. Bases 91 to 750 code for a protein of 219 amino acids. The transcript is spliced from 9 exons. Lineage: Eukaryota; Metazoa; Arthropoda; Arachnida; Ixodida; Ixodidae.